GUUCUCAAAAUGAAAGUUGUGUUUUAUCUGCAAAAUAUGAAGGUGUGGAUUGCAGUGUUGGCUAUAAUCUGUGCCUGUCGGUUAUCUAUUGUCGACCAACGGCGCCGCAGCGGCAUCACUAGGAUAGAAAACGAGAGCACCAUCUUCACGGAUCACAGUCAAUUAAGCAUGUUGGGUACUGUCGUAAACAUAAUCAAGGUGAAAUUCAACACCAAGGGUGCCACCAGGAACUCCUAUUUGAUGUUUAUGAAGGAUCUGUUUAAUGCGUUGACAGACCGCGCAGAUAGAUCCGGAGAUAUACCGGUGUUGCCAGAUCCAUUGCAGCCUAAUGAUCCUCGACAGUAUGUUCUGGUGGAACUAUCGAAUGGAGACCAAACCGUCACAUUAGCUUUGAAUGUCAGCGACGUGUAUAUCUUGGGUUUUCAAGCGGGUGGAAGUAAUCGUUCCUACUUUUUCAGCAGCGUUCCCGAUGACGUACGUAACGCUUUGUUCCCGGGCACUGAAAGAGAAUCCCUUCCGUUUACUGAGCGUUACGGGUCACUUGAAGCUGCUGCAGGAGUCGGUGACAGAAGGGAAAUACCUCUGGGAAUCGACGAAUUAAGCCAACACAUUCAGAACAUGAAUAUCUACCAACCUACGCAUGAUAAUCGUGGAAUCUUUGAAAGAGCCCUCUUAGUUUCCAUCCAAAUGGUUUCGGAAGCUGUGCGAUUGAGAAACCUCCAGCAACAGAUACGUACGGUUUGCGACCCUUUCGAGGAUGGAACUUACGGAAGGUACUAUCCAGAUGGUUUAAUGACGGAGUACGAAAACGUGUGGAGCCGCAUCUCCACCGCCAUCCAAAGUGCAACAAACGGAAUCUUCCCAACACCAGUUCAUUUAGUGUAUGAUGGAAUCCAAGUGCUUUUGAGAACCUUGAGAGAAGUUCUUUUCACGAUUGCACUAAUGCCAUACAAAUGCAAGAGAAGAAAUAAUAGUCCACAGCUUUUGGCUUCCGGCUUGGGAGACGACGAUGAGACUUGUGAAACAGUGGUAGCACCAACAUCGUACAUCACCGGACGAAAUGGUAUGUGUGUUGAUGUAUACCAGGGAAGAUACGACGAUGGAAACAGCAUAAUCCUAUGGGAAUGUGGACAGAACAAGGCCAAUCAAUUGUGGGCAUUGAGGUCAGAGGAUAACACGAUUCGAUCAGGCGGCAAAUGCUUGACCACUUACGGAUACAGCUCGGAGAGCUACGUGAUGAUCUAUGACUGUGACAAGGCCGUCUCUGAUGCCACCAAAUGGAAAUUCCUAAGUGAUGGAAGCGUAUUGAAUCCCAAAUCCGGGCUUGUUUUGACAGCAAGGAAAGAUAGUUCGGGCAUGUUUAGUCUCGUUGUCGAUACCGAUAGGUGUAGUUCUAAUCAAGCUUGGUAUGCCAGCAAUAACACGGAGCCAUUACUGACCACCAUUGUUGGUUAUAAAAGUUUGUGCUUGCUAGCAAGCGGAAGUCAAGUGUGGCUCGAGAUGUGUGCGUCAAGAUAUCGAACAACAGUGGGCAAUAUAUCCAGAUGACACGAUCAGGCCACUGAAGAACCGAGAUGGGUGUCUAUAAGUCGGAGAUGCGGGUGGGAGCUUGGUCACCGUGGGAACGUGCGAUUGAUAUGUCGAGGAGCGGUGGCGAUUUCAGAGCGAUGGCACAAUUUUGCAUCUAGUGACUCAAAAUGUGAUGGACGUGAAAGAUACCAGUGCAACCCUUCCUCAGAUUACUGUCAAUUACUACAGCGCCCAACGCUCUAGUCAGAUUUGGUUCCAAGGGCAGCCAUGAAAGUGGGAGCAUAUGCACCCAGAAUACAAAGAUAUUUAUAUG
Molecule: messenger RNA, 1843 nt
Organism: Hibiscus syriacus
Lineage: Eukaryota; Viridiplantae; Streptophyta; Magnoliopsida; Malvales; Malvaceae
Product: abrin-a-like
Exons: 1
Coding region: 10-1548 (512 amino acids)
Biological process (GO): negative regulation of translation
Molecular function (GO): rRNA N-glycosylase activity
Source: RefSeq, a predicted model, not a curated record